Messenger RNA from Pezoporus occidentalis (night parrot), 3278 nucleotides. Its product is annotated as torsin-1A-interacting protein 1-like. The transcript has 6 exons. Gene Ontology annotation, biological process: membrane organization. Gene Ontology annotation, cellular component: membrane. Lineage: Eukaryota; Metazoa; Chordata; Aves; Psittaciformes; Psittacidae. Gene Ontology annotation, molecular function: ATPase activator activity. The record is from RefSeq and is a predicted model, not a curated record. Bases 29 to 1537 code for a protein of 502 amino acids.
GCGCUGGCGCAGGGCAGCGGCGCAAGCCAUGGCGGGCCUGCCUCUGUACCACGUGACCCCGCGGCGCCCUCUCCGCGCGCAGGCGGCGGCGCGCGGUGAAGCGCCGGAAGCUGUGGUGGUUGGGACCGCCCCGCGGCGGGCCCGGCGGGAAGUGAGGUUCGCGGAGCCGCCCCCGCGGCGGGAAGGCGGCAGCUUCGGUCCCGCGAGGCGCGGGGAAGCAGCAGCCGGCGGUCGGGGCGCGGGGCGGCGGGGACGGCGGCGCCGUGGGGCUGCGGCGGGCAGGAUGGUGGGGGACAGCGAUGGGCAGGCUCCGCCGGACGCCACCGAGCUGAAGCACAGGCGGAAGAGCCCCCGUUUGGCGGCGGCGCGGGCGGAGGAGGCCGAGGCGGAAGCCGUGGCCGAGCCCGGCUCCGGAGGGGCGCUGGAGGGAGACGAGCAUCACUUUGGGAUUCCGGACUCCUUGACUCGGCCGCCUAUUAAAGCAUGUAGAUCGCCAGGCAGUCCUUCAGUUUACUUUCCUGCAGAGAAUCCAACAAAGGAAAAAGCAAAGGCUUAUAACAGUAAUGAACCCGAGAUACCAGCAGAGCAUCAACCAAACCUUUAUGCACCAUUAAAAGAAAGAAAGGCUGAAUUCCUUGAGAAGAAACAGGAGCACUGCUCAACAAUAUCGGCGAGCAGAAGCAGAUUUCGAGAUCAGCCCAGUAUAGGGAAGCAUUCACUGUCUUCAACCAAAAGUGAUGGUGAAUCUCAGAGUGGAUUUCACAAGAGCUGGACUUUGUUACUGGUUCUGUUAAUUUGUGUCACAUUGCUUUAUGUCCUGUGGAGUGGAAUGCCAAGUCUUCUAGAUACAACUUUGUCACGUAGAGAUAUUGAAAUUCUGCAAGCAUUUCGAGCCCAGAUGAAUAAACUAAAAAAUACUUACCAAAGUCAGGACCCCAGACUGUGGAAAAGGACCCAUGUGUUCCUUGAGAAACAUCUUAAUGCUUCCCAUCUGCAUUUGGAGCCAGCUAUCUUACUGUUCACAGCUGGCCAAGAAGCUGAGAAAGCACUGAGAUGCCUAAGUAAUGAGAUUGCCAAUGCUUUUGCCUUCUCCCAGAAUGCUACUACAAUCAGAAUUAAUGGGGCAGACAAAGCUGUAUUGGAUAGUGACAUUGUCAAACUGGAGGUAGAUGAAGAGCUCAGCUCGGGGUUCAGUGAAGGCAAGAAAGUUGCAGUGGUGCAUCGUUUUGAGUUACUGCCUGCAGGUUCCACCUUAAUCUUUUACAAGUACUGUGACCAUGAAAAUGCAGCAUUUAAGGAUGUGGCUCUUCUGCUGACAGUUCUCCUGGAUGAACAGUCACUUGGAAAGGGCCUCACCUUGCAAGAAGUUGAGGAGAAAGUCCGGGAUUUCCUCUGGGCAAAGUUUACCAGUUCGGAUAUUCCUAGUUCUUACAAUAGCAUGGACACAGAUAAGCUGAGUGGACUGUGGAGCCGUAUAUCUCAUCUUGUGUUGCCUAUUUGGCCUGAAAAAGGCCUUCCUGUGGAGGGGUGCACAUAGAAGUUGUGUAAAGGAUGAACACACAAAACGUAUGUUGCAAUGGCUGAACAGGGAAGAACAUACUGUGGCUGUUGAGCUUGGGCUGCAUACAGUCUUUUCUGUGCAAAGAAAUUCUACGAACUGGCAGGCUAUUUCUUCUAAAGUAACUGGGACUUCUGUAAAUCAGCUGCAGAAUGCGAGCAAAGAACUUGCGAUUUUUUUGGUUAGUUGUGUUCAGUGACUUACUCAGGCUUGGUGUCCUUGAACAGGAAAUAAGUAGUGCAGAACCACCCAUCUCCUGAAGCUCUCUUGGGGCACUACUGGCUUUGCUAUGAGGUUUCUUUUCUGGCAGUGCAUAAAGCUGGUAUUGCAUUUGACAAGGUAAGAGGAUGCAAAAACAUCACCUUCAACUGCCAGAAUUGCUUACUUUUCUUCUAACACAAGAAAAACAGAAACUGAAAAUUAUGUUAGUGUUGUGAGUCUAAGCACCAGCUUUUUCUUUAUCCAUCUUAUCGCAACGUAAUGUCAGAUAUCUCUGGCAACUUCCUGAAUGAUAAAAUUUCUUGAAACAUUUGUGACUUAUAGAGAGCCUUUCAGCAAGCAUUUCUUCCUUAAAUAAGCCUCCCCCAAACAGUUCUGGAGAGUGAGAAAAGCUGAAGUACAAGGAUUGCUUAACCUUAGUAGUACUGAUGUCAAAUAAUCCCUCAGCGCCUCUCUCCCUCGCUGCUUCCAGGAAUUCUCUGUUCUUUGUCAAAGUUCUGCAAGUCUUAAAAUUUGGGGGGAAAUGAUAAAAUGUCAUCCAUGUGUGUUUAAUAUCUCCUUUCAAACAAAAGUUUAGGAAGACAUAGAUGAUUUCUCAUUUUAAUAAAAUAUUUUUGCAUCAAGAGAAUUUAUUUAUUUGUGAUACCUGGUACCCUAAAAAAAUAACCUUUCUUCAUGUGUUUGUGUAUAACCUGCUGCUUGCUUUUUAAGCUUCUAGUAAAGAACAGAUUUGCAAUGCAUGUUUUUAAAAUACAUUAUUAUUAGCGUGCCACGUGCCAAGAAUUUCUCUCGCCAGACUAAAAAUGCGUACUUGUUUCUAUUAUAAGUAUUUGGGAGGCCGGGGGGGGGAGAGAAUUCCAGCACUUCCAUUUCAUUGCUGUUACUGUAUGCUCUUAAACUAUUGGUCUGUGGGCAUUUGGUUUUACUGCAUAUGAAGGAAAUGUGUGAAGACUGCUCUCAAAUUAAUAGGAUAUUUUCCUAUAACAGCUGGGAGAUUAGUGGCUCCUGGACCCAUCCUUUAUUCACAAGCCCCUUGAGUUGUCCUGUUGCAAAAAGUCCUUCUUAAACAGAAAACCUCUUGAGGUGCUGGAGCUUCUGGGUUCUUUGUGCAAGGAAAGGUUUGGGGUGUGAAGGGGAAUGAACCAAAAUCACUGUAAACAGAACACAGUUUGAGAGAGACAGAGGUAGUCUUUUAAACCAGAGGUGGGUAUAUUGUAGCCACUGAGAGCCAGCAAUGGGUAAUACUUCUUAUUUUAAUGGGAAGAAAUAGAAAUGGUAAAAAGAUGGGGAAGUGCUGCUGUUCUGGAUGUUUAGGAAUAGCUCAGGAAGGAAAAGAUGGCAUUUACAUUUUGGACAUUUCACUGGACAAAUGUUUUGUUGGGUUUUGUUUUUAAAUAAAACAACUGUGACUUAUUUUCAAGUGUGUCCUGAUAGUGUAUUUGUAUAUUAUGUAAACUAGUUUAGCAAUCAUUGAAAAUAAAUAUACUUGUUUGUUUCAUAA